UCACUUUUUCUCUCUCUAAAGCCGUCCAGUCUCGGCGCUCUACGCAAUCUCUCUCUCUCUCUCUCUCCUCCGCUUGCUUCAAAGUCUGAGUUUUCCUCUCUUCGUUGCUAAUCCCUAUAUUUUGAAUUUUGAUCUUUCAAGUAAGUUUAAUCUUUGGGUUUAUUAUCUCCAACUUCAUUUGUUCUUCUAUCUACGCAAUUCUCAUUUGUCAAUUUCCUACCCAAUUCAGUUCAAUCGCUUAUUUAUUCCUAUUAGCAGUCCUUUGAAUUUUAGUCUUACUAUUUAUCAAUCAUUUUCUUUCUUUUUUUACUUAUGUUAAUGCCUGUGUUAAGAUCUGCACCUAAACUGUUAUUCUGCUGUUAGUCUAUAUUAUCUAUUUAAUACUCGUUCAGGUCCUUGAUUUUUCAUUUUCUUUUAUUCUUUUCUGUUGUGAUCCAAGGGCACAAGUAGUUGUCUUCUUGGAUAUGGAUUUUUUCUGUUAAAGUCUUUGUCUUAUUGUUACGCUCCUGCAUAUUAUGUCCUAUGGUAAUGAAGCUGUAGAAUAACUUAUGAUGUACAUUUCCUUUUACGGUGAUGUCCGAGGCUGCUUGUGCUCAUCUCAACUAUUCCACCAGCACAGAUACUGGAUAAUUCUGUACAAAGAAAUCACCUAGUGUUUUAGGCAUAGGUAUUUGCAUAACUUGCCGUAUUUCCAUCUUUAUUGGGUAUGUUGUUUGAAAAUUGUACAUGUAUGCCAGGUUUAUAUGCACCCAUAUAGUGCCGCAAGCGGAAGAGCUUAUCUUUAGCAGAUGAUUGCUCUCGUUUAUGCAUUCUAAAGAGUUUUCAUGUGCCGUCUGAAGUUGCCUAUGGUUGAGAGAAGAUAUAGCUGAUAUUUGUUUGGGGUGCAUAAAAUGGAUUUUCAGAAUAAUCCACAGGGUGAAUAUGGAAGGUUUGAACAGAUACUUGCUCAAUUUCUUCUUAAAACCUUGCAUAUUGUUUUGGACUGUAGAGUUCCUUCGAUCCGACCUUAUGGUCGUAGUGGAGAGGUGAAAAAGAGUGACAAGUGGUUCAAUUUGGUGUUGGGAGAUCGCCCUGCUGUUCUUGAAAGUUUAAAUUUUUGGCACAGAAAUUUGAUGGAACCAAUGAUAAUAGACAUAAUACUUGUUCAAGAGAAACCUAGUUCUUUGUCAGAGCAUAGUUCAGGUACAGCAUUCGCAGGGGCGUAUACAGAAACCAUCAUAGAGAGGUGGGUUGUACAAUAUGAGUAUCUGAGGACAAUGGUUCCUCAAGUUGGUGAAUCUUCUUACAAGAAAACAUACAAGAAAUCAAUUAUACUGCUCCGCUCCCUAUAUUCAAUGAUGAGGCUCCUUCCUGCAUUCAAGGCCUUCAGGAAACUUUCAUCAACUCAGAGUUGUGACUUUGAUAUCAUUUACAAGGUCUCUUCAUUUAGUGCUCCAUUCUCCAGGGCAGAGGAGGAGUUGAUGAAGCAUUAUACUUUUACUCCAGUUGAUGCCCAGCAGGGCCGUUUUUCUAUAUCUGUGUCAUAUCGUGAAAAUCUGUCAGACUUUAACCUGGAGAUUGCAGCAUCCUUUCCGCCUGAGAUCAUCGCAGAUUAUGUAGGCAGUCCUCUUACUGACCCAAUGAGAUCAUUUCCUUCUUCUUCAUCUGAUAAGGAUGUCCGCCCUACAUCAUUUCCGUCGAGAGGGGCACAGUCAUCUUCUUCAUCACCUUUCCAGCGGCCGCACAGUUGGACAAGUGGUUUCCUCAUGUCACCUUCUUUACCUCGGACCCAGCCAUAUGUAGGAUCUCCACCUUUGUACCGCACACCACAUGAGCUUUCAUCUUCGCCUGGUGAUGUAUAUGGGCAGAGGGUUUCACCGAACAACAGAUUGCCUAUACACCACAAAGCGACGAGCUUUGAUGAGUACCAGCUUUCACCUCCAUUUUCAUCAUCUCCAUCCCCAUCUCCACCCACAUAUAUGUCAGGAGCAAAUCCUGGGCAGACUCGAAUGCGUUCAGGAACUGGCCCUGUCAGUAUCCCUCAUCCAAUGAUGGGUACAAGUUCCAGAUACCUAUCUCCUAAUUUGUCUGAUCCUAACAGGCAUUCUCUCCCUCCAAUGUCUCCCAGAAGCACAAAGCAGGAUUCAUCAUCCAAUGAUUCCCCUUCUGGAAUCAGGUCAUUCCGGAAAAUGGAUCCACUAAGGACUCUAGAGUCUAUUAUCAGCACUAUGAGUCCUGGACAAAAGAUUUCUAGAGAUGCUAGAGAUGAUUCAGGGCGGUUCUCGGGCUUGCUAUCUUCAAGUGGUUCGCCACGUAUAUUUUCUAGAAGUUCUAGCAGACUGUCUUUUCAAGAUGACUUGGAUGUCUUUGAUUUUUCCUGUCCUUUUAUUGUUGAUGAUGUCGAUACUUCCGAUUCGCAAGUCAGUGAGAACCUUGAUGGGAGAAAAGGUUCAGAAGUCUCUUCUCAAGCAUCUGCAACAACCAGAAAAUCCCAAGAUGCCGCUGUAGGUGCCCUUGUUCACAUGCUGAGAACUGCUCCUCCUUUGCGCCAAGAUUCUAGCUGCUAUACCUCACAUAGCGUAAAGACUGAAGUGGAGGGAGAACUUGGUACUGCAUCUGGAUUUUUCAUCAAUAGAAAGGCAUCAGAUGCUCUUGAGGAGCUCAAAACUUACAAAGAUUUGAAAGAUCUACUACUGUCCAAGAGUGCAACCCGUUCAGUCAGUGAGGGUGGAACUUAACCUGACGUAUUCCACGCACAAAAGUUAGCUCACAGUGGACGAAGAUAGUUGAUAUUUGCCCCUUGUGUUCAUGAACAAACUUUUCUAUGGGAAACUCCAUUGUCUCAGUAGUUUGGAUGGCUAACAGAUUCUGUACAUGAGGUGGUGAUGAAAUAGCAAACAAUAGUUGAAACAGUUGACUGAUUUUGACACACAUUUUAAGAACAUUGAUGGAUGUGAAACAUCAAAAAAAAAAAAAAAAAAAAAAAAAAAAAAAAAAAAAAAAAAAGAACAUUGUUGGAUGUAAAAAAACAAAAAGAGAAAAAAGAGAAAAAAAAUUUGGUUCUUCUAAAAGCAGUUGUUUAACAGGUUCUCCUUUAUUUGUCAAUUA
This is a messenger RNA of Nicotiana tabacum (common tobacco), 3087 nucleotides long. Lineage: Eukaryota; Viridiplantae; Streptophyta; Magnoliopsida; Solanales; Solanaceae. The record is from RefSeq and is a predicted model, not a curated record.